AUGGUCAUCGGCAUCAUUCAGGGCAUCGAAUUCAACGCUGUUGUCACAUUCCCCACUCACAGACUCUCCAUUUCAGAGCGAUAUAGCUCCGAGCGAAACACUGGAACCUACACCAGAAAUCCGUCCUUGAUGCGUGGAAUCUGGGAGGACGUGCUCAAGGACCUUGGAACAAACUCCCUAUGGCCACAGGCGCUGGCGGACCGAAAGACUCCAACGCUGGGGAUGAUCCGCUGGGCGCUGAGCAAUGUCACAGACUUGUUCUUUCGCAGCCUGGAAACAUGCCUCAUUUGUUUGCCUGCUGAAUUCGUGGAGAAACUGCACGCGGUAGCAAUGAAGGUGCUGCUUGCUUCCCCGUCUGGACCUGGUGAGGAGAGGCUAUUUGUGUCUGACCAUGUGGGUGGCACGUUUGACAGUGUCCCAUCUUCUCCAAUAUUCAGACCGAACAGUCGCCAUUAUAACGCCUUCUCCGUUGGAGAGGUCCCACGGCAGUAUCUUCCCGCUGACCAGCCGUACAUAGAAGUGUGCCUUCUUUUUUCUUUUUCAGCAUCCUGCUCUCGGUCAAAGUCGUGCUCGGGUAACCGCUGA
Molecule: messenger RNA, 585 nt
Organism: Aspergillus fumigatus Af293
Lineage: Eukaryota; Fungi; Ascomycota; Eurotiomycetes; Eurotiales; Aspergillaceae
Exons: 3
Coding region: 1-585 (194 amino acids)
Source: RefSeq, a predicted model, not a curated record